CUCCUGCUCCUCCUGCUCCUCCUCCUCCUCUCAGAUGCCCUCCCGCUGCAGGACAGUGUUGAACAUCGUGGUGACCACCCUCUUUGCUGCAGUGGUCCUCUUCACCGUCCUGCUGGCCUACGUCACAGGUUACCAGUUCAUCCACACGGAGCAGCACCACCUUUCCUUCGGCCUGUACGGUGCCUUCCUCUCGCUCCACCUCUUUCUUCAGAGCCUCUUCGCCUUCCUGGAGCACCGGCGGAUGCGGAGUCCGGCUCGACCUCAGCACCUCCGCCGCUCUGUGGCGCUCUGCAUCGCCGCCUACCAGGAGGACCCGGAUUACCUGAGGAAGUGCCUGCGCAGCGUCCGGCGAAUCUCCUUCCCUGGCCUGAAGGUGGUGCUGGUGGUGGACGGGAACCGGCCCGAGGACCGUUACAUGAUGGACAUUUUCCAGGAGGUGAUGGGUGGUGCCGACCAGGCUGGCAGUCUGGUGUGGAAGGGAAAUUACCACAGUGAUGGAAGCGUCAGAGGUGGAGUUGGAGGCGGAGGGAGGAGCAUGGUGCACAUGGAGGAGGCGGCACGAGUGGCUCGGCUGGUCAGAGGUCGACGGUACUCCUGUGUCAUGCAGGAGUGGGGCGGGAAACGAGAGGUGAUGUACACGGCCUUUAAAGCUUUGGGAGACAGCGUGGACUAUGUUCAGGUGUGUGACUCAGACACAGUUCUGGAUCCAGCCUGUACCAUUGAGAUGCUAAAGAUCCUGGAGGACGACGCCAUGGUGGGAGGAGUCGGUGGAGACGUACAG
Messenger RNA from Solea senegalensis (Senegalese sole), 781 nucleotides. Its product is annotated as hyaluronan synthase 3-like. Gene Ontology annotation, molecular function: hyaluronan synthase activity. The transcript has 3 exons. The annotation marks the transcript as partial. The record is from RefSeq and is a predicted model, not a curated record. Gene Ontology annotation, biological process: hyaluronan biosynthetic process; extracellular matrix assembly. Lineage: Eukaryota; Metazoa; Chordata; Actinopteri; Pleuronectiformes; Soleidae.